CUACAUGUCAAUUCCAUUUUUGGUAGGACUAUAAAUCUACUAUAUAUGGACUAAAUAAACAGGGUGUGAUACGGGAAAUGUACAUUGCAAAAGAUACGUAGGAGGGCAUUCCUCGUGACACUAGAGAAACUGUCGUCUGCUUGAAAGUGGCAGCCAUGGAAUCAGAAGAAGAGAUAGUGAUGACUGCGGCCAAAAGGAAUGGUAGCGCAAUCAUGAGGUUGGAGAGAGUGAAUCAUAGUGAAAUUGAUUUCAAGAAAGUGCAUCACGUGGCUGGUGGCCCUUAUAAAGGAAUUCUUAUUAACAAGGCAGCUACUGAUCUGAACACUGUUGAGGCAUCAGAAGGAAGAUUAGAGUUUUUAGCUUACAUGGUAGACGAGGACCACAACAAUGAAGCUAUACAGGAUUACUGGACCCUACGUUUCUGGUUUCAAGGAAAUGCUGAUGGAAUGACAAAGAAAAAGACUUUUACAGACUAUUUUCAGGAGCUCAUGAAUCCAACAAAUUUUCCAAAAAAUUAUAUUGGUUUUAUCAAGAAAGCAUUGGUUGUAUUGAGGUCUUAUCCAGUAAUAAAACGAGUAGAUUUAGAAGUCAAUCAAACAACAGAACCUCCCCCUGAAGAAGCUCUUCCUCCAAUCAAAAGUUUCACCACUGUGUUCACCCCAGCAGUUUAUACCUAUCAAUUACUCCCAGAAAUACCGAUUCAAAAUAAAACAUUUAUAACCUUCAUGUUAAAAGCUGCUGGUGAUGCGCAUAUUGCACUGUCAGCAGUUUAUAGUGAACUAGAACGCAAAACAUGGGAGAUAACGAUUGGCGCUGAAAACAAUACAAAAUCAACAAUUAAAGAAGGUGCUAUGGGACAAGUGAAAAUUGAAGCAUUGACUCUCAACAUUCUAACGAAUGAUGAUUUCCGAUAUUUCUGGAUAAGUUGGGCCGAAAACCAUAUAGAAGUUGGGCGUGGUGCGCAAUAUGGAUAUGGAAGAUUUCUACACUGGUAUGUUCCGCCGAAUAAACAGUUCAAUGUAAACUGUCUUGGUGUGUCUACAGACAAGGCAUCACGAGGACAGUGGGAAUUUGCUGAGAUAUUAGAUCCUGAGGAAGAAUUUGGUAAACAAGCCCGAAAGAAGAAACUGAAGAAAUCAUUGAUAUGGUUGGCAAAGAAACAGCGAAUAUUACAAUGUUUGGAAGAUUCAUAUCCUAAUACAAUACCUAUUGCAAAUUUACUCAAAUUAUGCAAAGUAAAGCUUGCUGAUACGACCACGGCAGCUGUAAUGUUGAAUGACCUGCAAAAUAAGGGGUUUAUCAAGGAAGUAGAAAAGGGAUUUUGGAUGAGGAUACAAAGUGGGGGAGCGGAUACAAAUGACGAAGUGCAGAUUGUCAAAAACAUUCCUCGACUGACAAGUCAAGAGCAGCCAACUAUAGCUGUAAUUACAUCACUCUAUUGUGAAAAGUUAGCGGUGGAUGCAUUAAUUGACAAUAAAACUACGUUUGUCAAAUACAAAACAGAAGGUGAAUCACAAGUUUAUUCAGUUGGGAGAAUAGGAAGACACAAAAUUGUAUCUACAAAGCUGUCAAAAGACGCAUCGUCACCAGAAAACUCUAAAAUAUCCACAGAAAACAGUGUGACAAGACUCCUAGGUACGUUUAGCAAAGUGCAGCACGUUUUUCUAGUCGGAGUAGGUGGUUCUGUACCAGAUUAUGAUGAUGCCAGCAAACAUGUUAGAUUGGGCGACAUUGUUGUUUCAUUGCCGCCAAAGGAAAGGUCUUGCUUGUACGUACACUGUCAAAAAGUAGAACACACACUGCGAACUGACGAAUAUAAAUUUAACGUGAAACAUUGGGCAUGUGCAGAUGAUACGCUACAAAAGAUAGCAGAAAAAAUCAGAAAGGUAACUGAUUCUUCAUCAGACACGGAAAGACCGUGGGAUAUAUAUUUAGAAGAGGCCAGUGAAAGACUGAAAGCUGAAGAAUCAAGUUUCCAUAGACCAUUUAUUAACACGGAUCGUUUAUUUUACACCAAUCCAGAUGGAACUGUGGUAGAAGUGCAACACCCAUCUGGUGAUAAAAGCUAUAUUGAAGGGCGAACUAAUGUCCGGUUUGGUGCUAUUUCUAACGGAAUGAAUAUAGCAAAAGAUGGAAAACUACGUAAAACGUUUGCACGACUCUAUGGCAUCAAAGCCUAUGAUUUAGACACGGAUGCUAUAUUAGAAUCGCUUGAGGGUAAUAGAAAUGAAAGUUUCUUAAUCAUACGGGGGAUUGCCGAUUAUGCAGAUGGAAGCCGUAAAGAGUGGCAACCAUAUAGUGCCAUGGCCGCUGCAUCUUAUAUGAAAACGCUCAUUAUGGCUUUAUGAUAACGCAGCUUGUUUUGCAUUGUAUAACUGGUGCUAUUAAAUUGUAUCAAAUGCU
This is a messenger RNA of Mytilus trossulus (common blue mussel), 2403 nucleotides long. RefSeq lists its product as uncharacterized. The transcript has 11 exons. The coding region runs from base 156 to 2348 and encodes 730 amino acids. NCBI's taxonomy places the organism in Eukaryota, Metazoa, Mollusca, Bivalvia, Mytilida, Mytilidae. Gene Ontology annotation, biological process: nucleoside metabolic process. The record is from RefSeq and is a predicted model, not a curated record. Gene Ontology annotation, molecular function: catalytic activity.